AUGCCUCAGUCAGUCAUCUCCGAAUUUGGCGUCGCUCACACCGUCGAGUUACCAUACCUCUUUGGUAACCUGGAUUUCAAUUUUAACUCGAGUUGCAAUGCCACACCUGCCGAGUACUCUCUCGGCGAGAAAAUGAGGGGGUUGUGGACGGCAAUGGCUGAAAAUGCUGAUCCAUCGACUGAAUCUGUCCAUUGGCCGCAAUUCCAGAUCACAGCGAAUGGUUCUUCGACUCCGGGGCUUAUCAUUGGCAACUCGACUGAACCUGGUUUAAUUGAUUUCUCUGCUUGUAAACUGUGGGCUCAGGUUAAUGCCACUAUUUUAGCAAGCAAUGCGACAGCAACAGCCGCGCCAACACCAAGUGGAAGUCCAACAGCUUCGUCCACUCGUGUUCCCCCGACUAACGGUGCUGUAACUAUUCUCCCUAGUUUCGUCGGUUGGAGUGUGUUGAUGAUGGCAUUCGCAGUAUUUUUCUAGUUGCAGGGCCAAGGCGAGAAUGAGAAUCCCCGUUCAUAG
Messenger RNA from Talaromyces proteolyticus, 513 nucleotides. RefSeq lists its product as uncharacterized. The record is from RefSeq and is a predicted model, not a curated record. Bases 1 to 474 code for a protein of 157 amino acids. The transcript has a single exon. NCBI's taxonomy places the organism in Eukaryota, Fungi, Ascomycota, Eurotiomycetes, Eurotiales, Trichocomaceae.